UGAGCAAAGAAAAACAGGACAGUGGCAUUCGAUUGUGACUCUUAGUGUUCAAAUUGUACCUCUUCCCAGCAAUUGUAAAACAUACUGUACUACUAGUUGUUAUGCGAGAGGAGGUGUGGCUGAUUUGAGGUAACAGGAUUGGUGGCGAGGUGAAUUAGGUAUCAUAUAGCAGCUAUAAAACAGCCAAGGGAACUCAACAAGGACAUUUCUGCGGAGAUACUUUCAGACCAUACAGCAGCAGUGACACCAUGAGGUUCCAGGCUCUGUUCUUUCUCCUGCUCCUGGCAUGCAUGUACCUCAGUCUGGCUCAAGGGUCGUAUGAGAACUGCUGUCUGAGGCAUGUUACUGGCCUGAAGAAGAGCACCAAGAGGAACGUUGUACACUACAGGAUACAGGAAACAGAUGGAGGCUGCAACAUCAAGGCCGUUGUGUUCGUACUGAAGAAAGGGAAGACUGUUUGUGCCAAUCCCAGCCACAAAUGGGUACAGCAUCUGAUGACUGUUGUCAAUAAGACUCCUGGGAAUAGGGAAUGAGGGGAUGUAGUUGAUCAGUUGCUUCGUUGGAGGAUCUUUCAACCAGUGUAUGCCAAUUUC
This is a messenger RNA of Coregonus clupeaformis (lake whitefish), 593 nucleotides long. RefSeq names its product C-C motif chemokine 25. Gene Ontology annotation, biological process: cellular response to interleukin-1; chemokine-mediated signaling pathway; positive regulation of ERK1 and ERK2 cascade. The transcript has 5 exons. Bases 249 to 533 code for a protein of 94 amino acids. Gene Ontology annotation, molecular function: CCR chemokine receptor binding; chemokine activity. The record is from RefSeq and is a predicted model, not a curated record. Gene Ontology annotation, cellular component: extracellular region. NCBI's taxonomy places the organism in Eukaryota, Metazoa, Chordata, Actinopteri, Salmoniformes, Salmonidae.